Limanda limanda (common dab) is the source of this 1512-nucleotide messenger RNA. It is a transcript of the gene ostm1, whose product is annotated as osteoclastogenesis associated transmembrane protein 1. The record is from RefSeq and is a predicted model, not a curated record. The transcript has 6 exons. Lineage: Eukaryota; Metazoa; Chordata; Actinopteri; Pleuronectiformes; Pleuronectidae. Gene Ontology annotation, cellular component: cytosol. Bases 54 to 953 code for a protein of 299 amino acids.
GAACCCGGAAGUGGCGGCUUGUUUAGGGAAGAGGAUCCGAUGUGUUUUCAGACAUGUCUCUUUACAGAAGCUGCUCGUUCUGUGUCCUGCUGCUGACACACGUCCUCUCCCUGGUGUCCGGGGACACAGUGAACCUCACCGCCGUGGAGCCAGCGGACCGGCCCGCCCUCCCCAGCUCCCCGGUGUUCAAGCCCGGUUCCCCGGGUUCCCUGGGUCUGCUCGCGUCCUUCCCGGAGGACCUGGAGAUCAGCUCGUACUGCAGCGAGAUGCUGCUCCUCUUCGGCCGGCGCUACGACACCUACGUGAACUGCCUGGUUCCGGCGUCCAGGCCCGUCCGGGUGUGUCAGAACUGUUUCUCCAGCUACGGCAGCCUGAGGGAGAUCUACAACAACAUCUCCUCGGACCAGGUGGGUCCUGGUAACGAGAGCUGCGGCGACAGUCUUCUGCGCAGCGACCGGCUGAUGCUGGUUUAUCAGCUCUACAGCAACCUGAAGGACCUGUGGGGUGCAUCCAGCUGCGAGCGCUGUAUCACUAAGGGAUUUCAGAGCCUGACGAACGACACGCUGUACUUCAUGGAAACCCUCAACCAGACUAACACCUGUUUCCAGAAGUAUCAACAGGGGAAUCACACAGAGCUGUGCAUAAACUGUAAGAGCACAUACGUGGACAUGAACGAGCUCUACAGCAGAAUGGAGAAGAAUCUGACUCUGUGUAUCGACAUAGAAGACGCGAUGAAUGGGACACGCAAACUGUGGAGUAAGAAUUUCAAUUGUUCCUUGCCCCGCGAGGAGACGGUGCCUGUCAUCGCUGUGUCCUGCUUCAUGCUCUUUCUGCCCAUCAUCUUCUACUUGAGCAGCUUCCUUCACUCGGAACAAAAGAAACGCAAGCUCAUACACCCCAAGAGAGCGAAGUCGUACACCAGCUUGAUGAACAUUCAGGACAAGCGGAGCUGAGCAGCUGAGCAGCAGAGAUGCCCUGAAAUGAUUGACAGCAUUCCUUUUAUUAAGAGCCACACUCCCAGGAGGAGAUUUGACUUCUUUCUGUCUCGUGCUUGAGGCUUGACGGACCUCCAAUGAACACAGAGCCCUCAACUGCAGCUUUCCUGUUGUCUUCAGGGGGGGGGGGCCGGGGCGGCGAUACCAAUCCGUAUUCAACAGGCCUCUAAGAUCUAAAUCAAUGAAACUUAAAAGUGAAAUGCACUGGAUUUAUUUUAUCGCACAAAAUGGACUUGAGGCACAUUAAACUAUUGAUUUCAUAUGUCGUAGAUUAAGUUGGAAAGCAGGAAAUAGAAACAUGCAGAUUUUCUCAGAUAAAGAUGAGAUGAAGAAAAUUUAGAAACCGGCCACGCGCUGGGUCCGAGUCUGCCUCUUAAUGCCAGAGUUAACAAUCAGCUUUGUUUUGUAAAGUUUGUCACGUUUAAACUUGUAUUUUGGUUUUCUAUGAGCAGAAUGUGCUGUCAGACAGGUGUCGUGAGAAAGUGAGCGACCAGAACGCUGUGUGUGUGUGUGUGUG